Messenger RNA from Ipomoea nil (Japanese morning glory), 2363 nucleotides. RefSeq names its product rhamnogalacturonate lyase-like. Gene Ontology annotation, biological process: carbohydrate metabolic process. The transcript has 16 exons. The coding region runs from base 172 to 2181 and encodes 669 amino acids. Gene Ontology annotation, molecular function: catalytic activity; carbohydrate binding. Lineage: Eukaryota; Viridiplantae; Streptophyta; Magnoliopsida; Solanales; Convolvulaceae. The record is from RefSeq and is a predicted model, not a curated record.
CUCAACUCACUGGAAAGAAAACUCUAGAUGGUGGGUAUCUGCUCAACAGAACACGCUGUGAUGUCGGUGACCCAGAUUGAUUGGUAGCGGCAGGCGGGGAUUAGGGGGAUAUGAAGCAAAGGCAAGGUCUUGGAAGAUUCCGACGAGUUGGUGGCGCGUUAUAGCGCAAGAAUGGGCUGUGGGCGUAAUUUCAGGCGCAUUUUAAAUGGUCUAUGCACACGUGUAAGACACACAGAGGAUUGUAGGCCUAGUGGUGGUCCCGGAUCAAUGCCACCUUCGGGAGUACGAUUGUACAUACAAGAUCACCAUGUGGUGAUGGAUAAUGGCAUUAUCCAAGUCACUCUAUCAAAGCCCGGGGGAAUUGUCACUGGCAUCCGUUAUAAUGGCAUCGACAAUGUGCUUGAAAUCCGCAACAAUGAAUCUAACAGAGGGUACUGGGAUGUCGUAUGGAAUGCAAUGGAUGGUGGGAAAGCUGGAAUAUUUGAAGUGAUCCAUGCAACAAAUUUUACAGUUAUAAAGGACGAAGAGGAACAGGUUGAGCUAUCAUUCUCAAGGCCAUGGGAUCCCUCUCUUCGGGGCAAGCUUGUUCCACUAAACAUUGAUAAAAGGUUUGUUUUGCUUCGUGGUUCAUCUGGUUUCUACACAUAUGCCAUUUAUGAGCAUGUUGGUUCCUCAGAGUGGCCUGCUUUCAGUCUUGGUGAAACCAGGAUAGCAUUCAAGCUCCGGAAAGACAAAUUUCACUACAUGGCUGUGGCAGACAAUAGGCAAAGGUUGAUGCCCCUACCAGAUGACCGAUUACCUGGCAGAUGCCAUGCCCUUGCUUAUCAAGAAGCAGUCCUACUUGUCAGUCCUGUCAAUCCAGAAUUAAGAGGAGAGGUAGAUGACAAGUACCAGUAUUCAUGUGAGAACAAGGAUAACAAGGUCCAUGGAUGGAUAUCUAUGAACCCGCCUGUGGGGUUCUGGCAAAUCACACCCAGUGAUGAGUUCCGAUCUGGUGGGCCUGUCAAACAGAACCUUACAUCGCAUGUUGGUCCCACAACCCUAGCUGUAUUCCUUGGCUCUCAUUAUGCUGGAGAGGAACUAUCGCCAAAAUUUGAACAAGGCGAGGCAUGGAAGAAAGUUUUUGGUCCAAUUUUCAUUUACCUUAACUCCACAAUGAACGUCGAAGAUGCACUCACUUUAUGGAAUGAUGCCAAACAACAGAUGCUGGUAGAGGUACAGAGCUGGCCAUACAACUUUCCAGCGUCUGAGGAUUUCCUAUCAGCAGAUCAGCGGGGCAAUGUUAUUGGUAGACUAUUGGUUAGUGACAAGUAUGUCUGUGAUGACGUUAUGCCUGCAAGUGGUGCAUACGUGGGAUUAGCUCCACCGGGAGACGCUGGAUCCUGGCAAAAAGAAUGCAAGGGCUACCAAUUUUGGACUAGAGCAAGUGGGGAUGGAUAUUUCUCCAUCAAUAAUGUACGUCCUGGUGAUUACAAUCUUUAUGCAUGGGUACCCGGAUUUAUUGGAGAUUAUCGGAAUGAAGCUGCCAUAACUAUAGCUUCAGGUUGUAGAAUUGAUGUUGGUGAAAUCCUUUACAAGCCUCCAAGGGAUGGCCCAACACUAUGGGAGAUAGGCAUCCCUGAUCGUAGCGCUGCAGAGUUCUAUAUUCCUGAUACCAACCCAAAGUAUCUUAACAAGAUUUUUGUCAACCACCCCGAGAAGUUUAGGCAACAUGGGCUUUGGGAAAGAUACUCAGAGUUAUAUCCAAAUGAAGAUCUUGUAUACACAGUUGGUGAGAGUGACUAUUCAAAAGACUGGUUUUUUGCUCAAGUAACUAGGAAAAAAGAAGAUGGCACAUAUCAAGGAACCACAUGGCAAAUCAAGUUCAAACUUGACAAUGUCCACCAAGGUGGUACCUACAAAUUGCGCAUGGCAAUUGCAUCUUCAACCCUUGCCGAGCUACAGGUUCGGGUUAACAAUCCCAAUACAAAUCGACCACUGUUUACGAGCAGAUUGUUUGGGAGGGAUAACUCCAUAGCCAGGCUUGGAAUCCAUGGUCUAUACUGGCUAUUCAAUGUGGAUAUACAGGGCGGUCUGCUCACUGAAGGAGAGAACACCAUUUACUUGACUCAACCUAGGAAUCAAAGCCCCUUCCAGGGAAUCAUGUAUGACUAUAUUCGUUUAGAAGCUCCAACAGUCUAGGGAAAUUAUAUAUUUGUUCAUCCCAAUUAAAAUAUAUGCACAUCCCUGUUAGUGUAAAUGUACAUACUUGUAACUAAUAAUGUUCAUUAACCAAGUGAAUUAUGUGAGACCAGGGCUGAAUCUGUUAUCUGAGUAUCUGACUUGUAUAUAUUAUAGAAUAGUUUCUCCGGAUUUAUCACUCA